Messenger RNA from Oncorhynchus nerka (sockeye salmon), 2915 nucleotides. It is a transcript of the gene angptl2a, whose product is annotated as angiopoietin-like 2a. The record is from RefSeq and is a predicted model, not a curated record. Lineage: Eukaryota; Metazoa; Chordata; Actinopteri; Salmoniformes; Salmonidae.
AUAGAAAGAGAGUAAGAGAGUGAGAGUGAGAGAGACAAAGAGAGAGAGAGAGAGAGCAACAGAGAGAGAGAGUGAGAGACAGAGAGGGAGAGAGAGAGAGAGAGAGAGAGAGACAGAGAGAAAAGCCAAAAAGGAGGGGGGCUCUGUAGAAAAACAGACUAAGGGGCUGCUGUGGUAGAGGUGACAGACUCGGUGUUAAGACUAUGACAGAGCUGGAGGAAACAUGUUCAGGUGUUCAGCUUUUAUCAAUGGACUCCAAACAAAAAGGUAACAAAGUCUGCAUCUGUAGCAUAUGAAUUAAUUAAACUGCGGAAACCCUUGAUAAAGUUUGGACACUUAUACUGUGCUCAUUAGGGACACGGUUACUAAAGAGGAACUUUAGAGUUCGGGCUACCUGCUGAUUCUCCGGUGAAUGAGCACGUCACUUAUUGGUAGGCUUCAAAACAACAUCCACUGCAGGGGAAACGUCUCUGACAGAAGAUCGUGAGGAGGAGAGAGAGGAGGGGGGGGGGGACAAGAGAAAAAUAUCCAUGGAUUUUGUCAUGACUUUAUUCACAGAAGAGCCUUAAAUCAAACCUUCACGAGGAAGGCAAGGGAUUUAAAGGAGGAAAGAGAGAGAGAGAGAGAGAGAGAGAGAGAGAGAGAGAGAGAGAGUGGUGGAGAUCAACGCAUUUAUCUGAGACCAUUCUUGUAAGGGUGCUACGGUCUGCAGUAUGAUUCUCCCUGUGGUUUUUCCUCUGGUGCUGCUGCUGGUCUGUGGGCCGGGCUCCACACUGCAGGCGGAGGCCGAGGAGUUGGAGAGCAUAGAUGAGGUUCUGGAGCGGGAGUUCCUCUUCGCCGGACGCACCAAGCGUGCUGCGUCCGCUGACGCCUCCUCGCAAGUAGACAAGUGCUCCUACACUUUUAUCGUCCCCCAGCAGAAGCAAACCGGCGCCAUCUGCGUUAACUCCAAGGAGCCCGACAGCCUCCUAGAGAACCGGGUCAACAAACAGGAGCUGGAGCUACUGAACGGCGAGCUUCAGAAGCAGCGGCGACAGAUGGAGUCGCUGCAGCAGCUGGUGGAGGUGGACGGCGGCAUCGUCAACGAGGUCAAGCUCCUGCGCAAGGAGAGCCGCAACAUGAACGCUCGCGUCACGCAACUCUACAUGCAGCUGCUACACGAGAUCAUCCGCAAGCGCGACAACGCCCUGGAGGUGUCUCAGCUGGAGAAUCGCGUGCUCAACCACACCUCUGAGAUGGGUCGGCUGGCUUCGCGCUACCGUGACCUGGAACACAAGUACCAGCACUUAUCCGCCCUCGCCGGCAACCAGAGCGCCGUCAUCGUGCAGUUGGAGCAGCAUUGCCGCCGAGGGGGCCACUCGUACGGGGGAGAGAGAGAAAGGUCUCGUCCUGUUCGCCCUCAGCCCCCCGUGGUGCCACAGCAACCUACGCAGCAGAGGCCGGUAGCGCCACCAGUGGCUAGUAAACCCUACCAUCCACCCACAUAUACCCGCAGCAACCAGAUCACCAAUGAAAUCCAGAGCGACCAGAACUCCAAAGCGUUGCCACCUCCGCUGCCCACCAUGCCCAGUGGCACUCACCAGCCAUCCACAACAAACAAGCCCUCAGGGCCUUUCAAGGACUGCCUUGCUGCUCUAGAGGAGGGUCACGCCACCAGUGGCAUGUACCUGGUCAAGCCUGAGAACGCCAACCGGUUGAUGCAGGUGUGGUGUGACCAGAGGCACGACCCCGGCGGCUGGACAGUCAUUCAGAGACGCCAGGACGGCUCCGUCAACUUCUUCAGGAACUGGGACACCUACAAGCAAGGGUUUGGUAACAUUGACAGUGAAUACUGGCUGGGUCUUGAAAACAUCUACUGGCUGACCAACCAGGGCAACUACAAGCUUCUGGUGAUGCUGGAGGACUGGUCCGGUCGCAAGACCUUUGCCGAAUACGCCAGCUUCCGUAUUGAGGCAGAGGCAGACUUCUACAAACUAAGAGUGGGUCGCUACCAUGGCAACGCCGGGGACUCCCUCACAUGGCACAACGGCAAGCAGUUCACCACGCUGGACAGGGACCACGACGUGUAUACAGGUAACUGUGCCCAUUACCAGAAGGGUGGCUGGUGGUAUAACGCCUGCGCCCACUCCAACCUGAACGGCGUGUGGUACCGGGGCGGGCACUACCGCAGCCGAUACCAGGACGGCGUCUACUGGGCCGAGUUCCGGGGCGCUUACUCCCUGAAGAAAGUGUCCAUGAUGAUCCGACCCAACCCAAACACCUUCCACUAAGACCACCGUUUUUCCAAGAGCGAGAGAACCAACCGCAGGAAAACCUUGUUUUUUAAAUUUUUGUAAACAGGCAUUUUCUCCAACUUGACCUCUGUCCUGAGGUGCAAUUCAUUUCAGCUUCUGUCUUGGCUUUUUGUUUUCUUCUGAUUCCUUUAAUCGCUUUACAUUCAUAAAUAUAUAGAUAUAGCAUACAAGUGCAAUGGCUGUCUUGUGUAUGGCUCACAGGGACAGGGUGGUGUUCCCCCCCCCCCCCCCCACAGGUUUCAAAGCCCUCUUUGCAGGAUUCCUCCAGCGUUCUAUGGAGGCACAGGGCCACAUGGUUUACCUUCUCGGAAGAACUACCAGGGUAGUCAAGUUCCCUCUGAGGAGCUUGCAAAAACAAUUGCAACUACAAAGACAGGCCCUGUGCCUUUCGGACACAGACUUUGCACAUAUGCUUGCAUGAAUGCAGAAGUGAUGGUGCAGCUUUUUGUUGUGUUGUUCUACAGUUGCUGACAAAUGAAACCAAGAGAGAAGUUUGUAUUACAGGUUUUUUUUUGUCAUUGGUUGUGGGGAAAAAAAAGGGGGGAAAUAUUUUUGGGGAUGUUUAUUGUGGUUGUUAAAUAUACAUACAGCACAUCUCCAUAAAGUUUAUAUUUGACCGUU